CGGUUCCGGGUCGGGCCGCGCUGCGGGCGGUGCUGCAGCCCGCGCUCGGCUCACAGUCGCAGCGCCCCGGCCCCGCACUCCGGACCUGGGCAGGUGGUGGCCGCUCGGCCGCUCCCGGGGCCACAUGGCUGAGGGGGACGGAGGGAGCGACCAGAGGCAGAAUGAGGAAAUUGAAGCAAUGGCAGCUAUAUAUGGCGAGGAAUGGUGUGUCAUUGAUGACUGUGCCAAAAUAUUUUGUAUUAGAAUUAGCGACGAUAUAGAUGACCCCAAAUGGACACUUUGCUUGCAGGUGAUGCUACCGAAUGAAUACCCAGGUACAGCCCCACCUAUUUAUCAACUGAAUGCUCCUUGGCUUCAAGGGCAAGAACGUGCAGAUUUAUCGAAUAGCCUUGAGGAAAUAUAUAUAGAGAAUAUUGGUGAAAGUAUUCUUUACCUGUGGGUGGAGAAAAUAAGAGAUGUCCUAAUACAAAAAUCUCAGAUGACAGAACCAGGCCCAGACGUAAAGAAGAAAACUGAAGAGGAAGAUAUUGAAUGUGAAGAUGAUCUCAUUUUAGCAUGUCAACCAGAAAAUCCAGUUAAAGCAUUGGAUUUUGAUGUCAGUGAAAAUCGAACAGAAAUAGAAGAAUUACCUCCGAUUGAUCAUGGCAUUCCUAUCACAGACCGAAGAAGUACUUUUCAGGCACACUUGGCUCCAGUAGUUUGUCCCAAACAGGUGAAAAUGGUUCUUGCCAAAUUGUAUGAGAAUAAGAAAAUUGCUAGUGCUACCCACAACAUCUAUGCAUACCGAAUAUAUUGUGAGGAUAAACAGACCUUCUUACAGGACUGUGAGGAUGACGGGGAAACAGCAGCUGGGGGGCGUCUUCUCCACCUCAUGGAGAUUUUGAAUGUGAGAAAUGUCAUGGUGGUGGUAUCACGCUGGUAUGGAGGGAUUUUGCUAGGACCAGAUCGCUUCAAACAUAUCAACAACUGUGCCAGAAACAUUCUAGUGGAGAAGAACUACACAAGUUCACCGGAGGAAUCAUCUAAGACUUUGGGAAAGAACAAAAAAGUAAGAAAAGACAAGAAGAGGAGUGAACAUUAAUACCUGAAACUGUAUGAAAGGUUAAUUUGCCUAUAAUCAUAUACAAAUUCCACAGUCAUCAAGGAAUAUAUUGUGCAGAGAGAGAAUCCUGGACUGUUCAAGUCAGCCAGUUCAUUGUGGACACCAAUAUUAUCUUUUCUUCUUUGGUUAUAUCAUCUGCCAAAAAUAGAGAACUUGUGAUAUUUUCAUGAGUGUUUCAGGCUGAUUCAGAAGGAUUAGUUUGAACUUAAUCACCACUUCAUAUAAUUUUAGGAAGGUAACAGUUGCCCAGGGCAGUACCUGAAUUAACUGUCCAUUUCAUUACAUGUCAAGUGCCUUUGUUAGGUGGGGAAGAAGUGUCUCUAGAGGAAUAUAAAUACCUGAUUUCUUGUCAUUGGGGUUCUCGUUCUGUUAAAUGAAUAUUACCUUUUACUGCUCUUUACGGCUCCGUAUGGCUUAUUGAAAUAGGGGCUCAUUGAAGAUUGAUCUUAGAGAGUUUCUUCUUGUGAUUUUAGUUCAUAAGUAUGUCACCUUUCAUUUUAUAGUGCUCAUGGAGUGACGGAUUAAGUGAAAAUCCAGGAGUAUCCAUCUGCAGUUAUGUGCUGAAGUGAUAAUUCAUCUAACAGAUUUGUUAGCAUAAGUGUUAUGCCUCACUUUCUGUCGCAAAUUGGUGAUUGUGAAAUUUCAAAAAGUGAUUUUCUAGUCUCUACGUUUUUUGUUUAAUUCUUGUACUGUUAAGCAAUAAAUACGGUGUGCCAGUAGUCUCCUCCCACCACCGAAAUGUGUUGGUGUAAUAUUCUGGUUUCUUUUAACAACCUGGAGUACCUUUCUUGUGAUCUUCCUUGAGAAAUUAGAACUAUGCCAGAAGCUGUGCUAUGGUUAAUGGAACAUUUAUGGAAUGGGGUAGAGGUGGCAGAACACCACUGGUGUAAGGUGAGAGAGUGCAUUGUGUAGUGCUGUAAAUGUGAUGCACGUUUCCCAUCCACACUCCUCCAGCUAUGCUUCUCAACUCCAUGACUUUGUGGAGAGAAGGAGCAAAUCUUUGAUUGGAAAAACAGAGAAAAUCCCUCUUUUUUUCCAUCUUCCUUUCAUCAGUGUUUUAUAAAAGUUCCUUCUUUCAUCUGCAAGUUGUGCAAUUUACCUCUAGGCAUUUAGACAAUAAAUUUAUCCAUGAGAUAUAAGUCAUUAACUGUUCCCUUUUAGAUAAUGAUUGCAAACAAUUAUUAAAAAUUAUUAAUUGGUCACAGAUAUACUUGAGAUUCCCUUCCAAAGAGAGGGAACAGAAAUAAGGAAGCAAUUUGGGAUGGUGCUGGAGCAUGGAAAACAUCAGAGAAGAGUGGACACAGAUUUUUUUUCUAUUCUCUGAUGUUUUACCUUUAAGAGAUCUAACAUCCUAACUUGGUAUUUUUAAUAAGAAUCUAGUAAACAGCUUUACACUAGGAUGGAUUCUGAGAAGUAAAAUCUAAAUUAUAUUUGUUGUAAGUGUGUUUAAUUGUUGUAACCUAUAUUUAUUUAAAACACUUACCUCAGAUUCCAUGAAAAAAUUAAGUAUGUUUUAUGUAUUAACUGUUAAAAUAAUUAAAGAACUUAAAGACCAUUAAUUAACAUUAAAAUAAUUUCACAAGCAUGUCAAAACCUGUGAAAGAAGAUAUAAAACAGUAAGAAUUGCUGCUACAGAAAAAUGAAUAUGAGUUAAUUUUUCUGCAACACCAAAUUUGAAUUCCCUUUUAGCUGUUUUAUCUAACAUUUAUUUAGGUCUUUAUAGAAAACCUUUUUAUCUCUGAUCCCAUUUUCCCUUAUUAAAAAAAAUAUUUUUGCUUCUUUCAUUAACCACAUUUUCCAGACUAAAAAAACCUAAUAUCCUUUGCCCAAAGUCAGGUAGUGAAAAGGAGAGACCCAAAAGUCUCCAAUUCUGGAACGUGAGUUAUUUUACACUCUUCAUUAUGGACCCCUAACUAGUUAUAGUAUCUUUUUGUCUAUUUAAAAUUUCUCUUGAUUAGAAGGUUUUCAAAUUCUUCAAAUUCUUCUAAAAUUCAAAUAAUAAUUUUCCAUAGCCAGAUCUAUGCUGUGGCAUAUUUGAUAGCAUAUUGUGUUUGUUAGUUAGAAAUAUUCUCCAUAUGCCAGUUUGUAAGAGCAAGUAGCAACAUCUUGCUACUUGCUCUUACAAAAUAGCAAGUAAUGGGAAUAGCAGUAUGAUUUGGAGGUAUAUAUCAUGAAACAUUUGAUAUAUACCUAUUUGAAGAGACAUUAUAUCAAACUAAUCACAACCAAGAAAGAAUAGCAUGAAGCAGAUACUGUUUGAAGGCAGGUAAAAUUUAUUGCAGAAAUUGUAUAGUCACCUGUAAUUCCACUGUCUAGAAAUAACCAUUAUUAACAUUUGGUAUGUACAUCCUUCUAUUUUUUUCCUAUGCAUGAUUUUGUAUAUAUGGCUAUUUUUCUUUCCAUAAAAAUGGUACUAAACUGUAUAUACUGUUUUCUAUCCUGCAUAUUUCAUAUAGAAGUAUAUUGUUAACAUUUUCCCAUGUCAAUAAAUAUUCUUCUAUGGCUUAA
Messenger RNA from Balaenoptera ricei (Rice's whale), 3610 nucleotides. RefSeq names its product impact RWD domain protein (gene IMPACT). Gene Ontology annotation, cellular component: cytoplasm. The transcript is spliced from 11 exons. Gene Ontology annotation, molecular function: protein binding. Lineage: Eukaryota; Metazoa; Chordata; Mammalia; Artiodactyla; Balaenopteridae. Gene Ontology annotation, biological process: regulation of translational initiation. The record is from RefSeq and is a predicted model, not a curated record. The coding region runs from base 125 to 1081 and encodes 318 amino acids.